AUGAACGGCUAUGGCCACCACCCGACCAGCCCCUACGGCCCAACCAGCCCGUACCACGAAGAGGAAGAGACAUUUGAAUUGACGGCCCCGCAAAUCUAUCGCAAUCCGAACUCUUUCGAUUUCCAAUUCCAGGACAGCGUGCCCUCGGCUCGACCCAUAAUGCCAAUCCGACCAGGCCACAACCAGAACUACAGUCCCCCCGAGUACUCCUUGCCAUGGCUGCAACCGACACCGCGCAUGUCCGGCGGUCCGGAUUCGUUUCCCAACACUCCUUAUGAAUCCCGCUCGGCGUCGCCCACUCUGGUACGUAUUCGUCCUGUCUCCGCGGCAUGCCAUCGACCUUCGCAUUCUCGAGGUCGAAAGCCAUACGCGACGAUCCCAAUGAAGCCCACCAAGCUAACACAGGUCUCCGUCGCCAUCAAACAGUAUCAAAAUUCCCAGCUUCAGAGUGCUCAGUCCCUCACCAAUCUCGUUGAUACCCCGAUCACCCCGAGCUUCGCGAAGGAAUGGGUGCAGACCGGCUCCGGGUCUAUCGCCCGCCUCGAUGAUCGUGACGAUGUGGACAUCUGGAAGGGUUGGAAGCGUUGGGUCUUCAAGUUCACCCCAUUCUUGACCUUCACCAACACCGGUCUCUACCUCUUCUAUCUGGGUCUCCGCGUCUACUGUAUCAUUAUGGCCCAGAAUGCCGCCGGCUUCAGCUAUGCCGGUGCCUGGGUCUUCGUCGCCAUUGAAAUCGCCGUUGCCAUCCCCUCGCUCAUGCACAACUGCUGGACCAUGAUGGCAUUGAAGAAGCGAGGACGCGCCAAACUCCGAUUGAUCGGCAACGAGUGUCCCACCGUCGAUGUCUUUAUUACCUGCUGUGGUGAAGAGGACGAGGUCAUCCUCGAUACCGUCCGAGGCGCUCUCGACCAGGACUACCCCAACGACCGAUACCGUGUGAUCGUGCUGGACGAUGGCCGCUCGGCCUCCCUGGAAGAUUCGUGCAGUCAAUUGGCCAUGACCCAUUCCAAUCUGUUCUACAUGGCCCGCGAGAAAAUUCCCGGCAAACCCCACCACUUCAAGGCCGGCAACCUCAACUACGGACUCGAGCAGUCGCUCAUGCUGCCCGGCGGCGCGAGCCAGUUCAUGGCCGCGCUUGACGCUGAUAUGAUCCCCGAACAGGAAUGGCUGCGCGCCGUCCUUCCCCACUUGCUGGUGGACCCCAAAAUGGCCCUUGCAUGCCCUCCCCAGCUUUUCUACAACACCCCUGCGUCCGACCCUCUGGCGCAGAGUCUGGACUUCUUCGUGCAUGUGAUUGAACCGAUCAAGGACGCGAUGGGCGUCGCGUGGUGUACCGGCUCGGGAUAUGUGGUUCGCCGCGAGGCGCUCGAGGAUAUUGGCAAUUUCCCCCUGGGUUCGUUGGCGGAGGAUGUUGCGACAUCGACUCUGAUGCUCGGCAAGGGCUGGAAGACGGCCUACAUUCACGAGCCGCUUCAGUUUGGUACGGUCCCCGAGGACUAUGGCAGUCAUCUCAAGCAGCGUACCCGUUGGGCUAUCGGUACCGUAGACACGGCCUUCAAGUUGAAGUUCUGCGCCUGGGGUGACGCGGUCAAGCAGAUGACCAUCGCCCAGCGCUUUUCCGGAUUCUUGUACGCGACUCUGAGUUUGUACACUCUCCUGCUCACGGCCUCGCUGUUCGCCAUCCCCAUCAUUCUUCUCUGGGGUAAGCAGCUCGUGGCCUACGCCAACCAGGAUCAGCUGCACUGGCUCAUUUGGGCUUGUUUCGCCUCGACCAUCGCCAACCGCCUCUGCGAAUUUGCACUCUUUAUCCCGGCCGGCUACCACACGGGCCAGCGCGGUUCCCGCUAUCAGCUCUGGAUGUCGCCUUACAUUGCGCUGUGCAUUGUCCGAUCGUUCCUUCUGCCCAAAUGGCUCGGUGGCCAAACCCAGGCAUUCAAGCCAACUGGCUCUCUGGGCUCGACGCUGAACGAGCGUGACACCAACCUGCGCAAAAACAUGUUUGUUCGUCUGCGCGUGAUUUUGUUCAACUUUAUGGCUCUGUUCCACUUCGCCUUCGUUUACGUGACCCUGGUUGCCGUCGCUAUCUCGUCAUACCGGUGCUUCUACACGGAGAGCGGGUUCAAGGGCAUCGUGAUUUGUCUGAUCACUCACGCCUUUUGGCCCCCGCUGACCUUCCUGUUCAUCUGCUCGUCUCUGUGGACACCCGUGUCGUAUGCGAUCGACCCUCCGACGAUGCCGCAGCGUGAGGACCUGUUGAUCCGCGACCCCAAGACUGGCGUGGCCCACCCGACCAAGAAGAGCAAGAAGAUUGCCUUUGGUGGCCAGGCUGCGUGGUUUGAAUUCCAGUACGAGAUUGCGACCAUUGUGACUGUUCUGAUCUUCGUCUACUCCUUCUUUUUCUAG
Penicillium argentinense is the source of this 2403-nucleotide messenger RNA. RefSeq names its product glycosyltransferase family 2 protein. The coding region runs from base 1 to 2403 and encodes 800 amino acids. The transcript has 2 exons. The record is from RefSeq and is a predicted model, not a curated record. NCBI's taxonomy places the organism in Eukaryota, Fungi, Ascomycota, Eurotiomycetes, Eurotiales, Aspergillaceae.